AGGAUUCAAGAGAGGGAGGGAGAGCUGUGGAGCGUAGGAAAGGGUUUGGGAGGAGACACUCAUUCGCAGGGCUAUAGUUUCAGAACCUCAUUACUGAGGAGUUGUAUUCUCACGUCUGGAGGAAAGACGCAGAAAUUGAGGGGGAAAAAAUUACUGGAGGAGAAAAAAAAAACGUAAUCAUUUUCAAAGGGGAUUUCCAUAGAAGUUCAAUAACAGCAGAUGUUUCCAUACUGACAACUGCAGCCAAUUCCUGAGUUUGAAUGCACUGUGGGAUAGAAAGAAGAGGAAAUACCUGAUUGUAGACUGAGAUUUCCAAGACUAUCAAUAGUUCAUUGCUAACAAGAUUGUGGAACUUGAAGGAUAAUCAAGGGACAAGGGAUUGUUUUCUAUUUCUUGUGCUCUAUAGCUAUUACUUUGUGCAAUUCUACUGCUCUCUUGAUUCAGUGGAUCGGACAGCGUAACCAAAAUUGGAAGGGAAAGUAGCCAUGGAGGUGAAUCCCAUUCCUGUGCUAACUAUCCAAACUGUCCCUUAUGAUGAUCAGAAACCUGGAAGCAAUGGCUUCAGGAAACCCACUGCAGUGUUUGAGAGCAAGAGGAACUACCUGCAGAAUUUCAUUCAAAGUGUGCUUUCCUCAAUAGACCUGAGGGACCGGCAGGGAUGUACCAUGGUGGUGGGAAGUGAUGGCAGAUACUUCAGCAAGACGGCGAUGGAGAUCAUUGUGCAGAUGGCAGCAGCCAAUGGGAUUGGGCGAUUGGUUAUUGGUCAGAAUGGAUUGUUGUCUACGCCUGCUGUGUCUUGCAUCAUCAGGAAGAUCAAAGCUAUUGGAGGAAUUGUCCUCACAGCCAGUCACAACCCAGGAGGACCUGGAGGAGACUUUGGAAUCAAAUUUAAUGUUGCCAAUGGAGGGCCUGCUCCAGAUGCUGUUACUGACAAAAUUUUUCAGAUCAGUAAAACUAUAGAAGAAUAUGCCAUUUGUCCAGACCUGCGAAUUGACCUAUCUAGAGUCGGAAGGCAAGAGUUCGAUUUAGAGAAUAAGUUCAAACCUUUUCGAGUGGAAGUUGUGGACUCAGUAGACAUUUACCUCAACCUGCUCAGAACCAUCUUUGACUUUAAUGCAAUAAAGUGUUUGUUGACUGGACCCAACCAACUAAAAAUAAGGAUUGACGCUAUGAACGGAGUUAUGGGGCCUUAUGUGAGACGAAUUCUAUGCGAUGAGCUAGGAGCACCUGCCAAUUCAGCAGUAAACUGCGUUCCACUGGAAGACUUUGGAGGACAGUUUCCAGACCCCAACCUAACAUAUGCCAGUGGUCUUUUGGAGGCCAUGAAGGGAGGGGAGCAUGGUUUUGGAGCUGCAUUUGAUGCGGAUGGAGACAGGUACAUGAUUCUAGGAGAAAAUGGCUUCUUUGUGAAUCCUUCAGACUCGUUAGCAGUAAUUGCUGCCAAUCUCUCCUGUAUACCAUACUUCCGUCAAAUGGGCGUGCGAGGUUUUGGGAGGAGUAUGCCUACAAGUUUGGCACUGGACAAAGUGGCAAAGUCUAUGAAAGUUCCUGUCUAUGAAACACCAACUGGUUGGAAGUAUUUUGCAAAUCUAAUGGACUCUGGCAGGUGUUCACUUUGUGGAGAGGAAAGCUUUGGUACAGGUUCAGAUCAUCUCAGAGAGAAGGAUGGACUCUGGUCUGUUUUAGUUUGGCUUUCUAUAAUGGCAGCUCGGAAGCAAGGUGUAGAAGAGAUUGUACGCGAUCACUGGACAAAAUUUGGACGCCAUUAUUACUGCAGGUUUGAUUAUGAUGGGCUGGAGCCCAGGGCUGCAUUUUUCAUAAUGAAAGAUCUAGAAGGCGUAAUAACAGAGAAGUCUUUUAGCAGUCAGCAAUUUGCUGUUGGAAGCCACGUGUACAGCGUUGAAAAAACUGACAGCUUUGAAUAUGUGGACCCUGUGGAUGGAACAGUGGCAAAGAAGCAGGGCCUCCGGAUUAUAUUUGCAGACGGAUCAAGGAUCAUUUUUAGACUUAGUGCGUCAGGUACCAUGGGAACGACCUUACGGAUCUACGCAGAAAGCUACGAGAAGGAUCCCAGCAAACAUAAUAAAGAGACGCAGGUUAUGUUGGGUCCUCUCAUAGCCAUUGCCUUGAAGCUGUCUCAGAUCCAUGAGAGGACAGGUCGGAAAGGACCCACUGUCAUUACCUGAGCUCCCCAUGCACAAAGUCACCUUGGGCCAAAGUCAAGAGUGUCAAGGAGAGAUUAUCUUCCAUUAACUAGCCAGUGCCUUAUAUUUGCUGUAUAUGCUUCAUUUCUUUUCUUUUUUUGAACGAUAAAUUAGGUAAAUUUGUGUACCUGGUCCUCAUAGAUUAUAUAAGAGCAAUCACUAUGGGAAGACUAGCAAAUAUCUUUGUCAGUAAUCUGAUAUUCCUUGUUUGGUCACACUUCGUAAAUAUUUUUCUAAUGGCUCCAAGAUAAUGUUUGUUGUUUUGUGUGUCUUUGCCUACCUACUAAUCUCUAUUUACAUCACAUUAGUUAAUUUAUGCCAUUUCGCAAGAUACAACAGACAGCAUAUAGUACUUAUCUCUCUGUAUGUUCUUGAAGGGAAUUCAAAACACUGUACUCUUUAUUGUCAUAUUUUAUGUAUGUAUCAUGGCAGGGGUUCCCAUGUAACCAACACAAACACUAACACACAUACACAUACUUUCUCUAAUACCAUACUAUAACACCCACACACUCAUUUAAACA
Molecule: messenger RNA, 2725 nt
Organism: Spea bombifrons (plains spadefoot toad)
Lineage: Eukaryota; Metazoa; Chordata; Amphibia; Anura; Pelobatidae
Gene: PGM5
Product: phosphoglucomutase 5
Exons: 11
Coding region: 486-2186 (566 amino acids)
Biological process (GO): striated muscle tissue development; myofibril assembly; carbohydrate metabolic process
Cellular component (GO): cytosol; sarcolemma; adherens junction
Molecular function (GO): phosphoglucomutase activity; magnesium ion binding
Source: RefSeq, a predicted model, not a curated record